CCCAAAACAAGCGCUCUCAUGUCUGUAAGGAGAAGACGAGCUGUCACGAACUUCACCUCGCAGCUAUAAAUAUGAAGAAAAACAAGGGGAAAGUGAACAAUGCUGCGGAGAAGGAAUUUGUGUUUGAGUUCAGAGCAGGGAAACACAAUUGUGUCCUUAAAGUGCCCCUGCAAUUUCCUGUUCAAGAGAACAUAAGUGACCUUCAUGGUCGUCUUGUGCUACUACACAAAAUACCCUGCUUUGUAGAAAAUGAGCUUAAGACCUCACUCUACAGCUUCAUUGAAAGAGAGACCAUCCAGGAUUAUGACAGGGAGGCAGAAUUGGCUCUGCAGAGACUCACAACAGGAGAUAUGGACAUAAACCAGCUCACAAAUGCAUGGGCCAAGUCCUAUGUUGAGACCACAUUGGAGCAUGCUCGGCCUGAGGAGCCUAGCUGGGAUGAGGACUUUGCAGAUGUUUAUCAUGAGCUAAUCCACUCCCCUGCCUCAGACACCCUUCUCAAUCUGGAGCACAACUACUUUGUUAGCAUCUCCGAGCUGAUCAGUGAGAGAGAUAUGGAGAUCAAGAAGCUACAGGAGAGGCAGGCAGCAGAAAUGGAAAAAGUGAUGCUGGAGCUGGGGAAUACCCUGAAUGACCAGGAUGUAAACACAGUUGCUGCUCAACACUUUGAAGCACAACAGGUGCUGGAGAAUAAGUGGGCUAGUGAGCUGAAGCAGGUGACCGGCAUCCAAAAGCAUGAGUACCAGGAGUGGGUUAUCAAACUUCACCAGGACCUGCAGAAAUCCAAUAACAGUAGUAAAAUCACUGAAGAGAUCAAGAUGCAGCCCAGCCAGUCAUCGGAGCUUGCAGACUCUGGGGCCAGGCUGUAUGAGGAACAGCCACAACUUGAAGAGAGCUUUACUAUACACCUCGGCGCCCAGCUGAAGACCAUGCACAACCUGCGGCUUGUCAGGGCAGAUGUGCUGGAUUUUUGUAAGCACCGCCGUCAUGGCAGCAGUGGCACCAAGCUGCGUCGACUGCAGACGGCCCUGUCCCUCUACUCCACUUCUCUCUGCGGUCUGGUGCUGCUCGUUGACAACAGGGUCAACUCCUACAGUGGGAUCAAGAGAGACUUCGCAACAGUGGCAAAGGAGUGUACAGACUUCCACUUUCUCCGUCUGGAGGAGCAGCUGGAGGUGGUGCAGCAGGUGGUGCUCUAUGCCAGAGCCCAGCGGAGCCGCAAGCAAAAAGACCAGAAUGAGGCUCCAAGGAAUGGCAGUGAUGAUAAGAACAAAAAUGUUGAGAGAAAUCCUGCUAAUAUCUUGCCAGGUGAGUUUUACAUCUCACGGCACUCCAACCUGUCAGAAGUCCAUGUCAUUUUUCACCUGUGUGUGGAUGACAACUUGCGCUUAGGGAACAUCACGGCCCGAGACCCGGCCAUCAUGGGCCUCAGAAACAUCCUGAAGGUCUGUUGCACCCACGAUGUCACUACCAUCACGGUCCCACUGCUGUUGGUACAUGAUAUGUCAGAGGAAAUGACCAUCCCAUGGUGCCUCAAGAGAGCUGAGCUGGUAUUCAAAUGUGUCAAAGGCUUUAUGAUGGAAAUGGCCUCGUGGGAUGGAGGUAUCUCACGCACAGUGCAAUUCCUAGUGCCAAAGAGUAUCUCAGAGGAGAUGUUCUACCAGCUGAGCAACAUGCUGCCUCAGAUCUUCCGUGUCUCCUCCACCCUUACACUCACAUCCAAGCACUAAUGGAGUGACGCUCAACACAGCACCAUCACAACGUUGGGGUCAACAAAGAACUUGCUUUUUUUUAUGGGAAUGGAAAGCUCAAUUUUUUUUCAUUGCAUUUCACACUACCACAUUACUUAACUAACAGGGACUAAAAAUACCAGGGAUGGAUUUGUGAAGUGGAGCAUGCAUCCAUAUCACAUUUCAGAGAUAAGAUCAAGAUAUAAUACAGUGGCAUUAAAGCACAUUUGAAAUAGAGGUGGGAUUUGAAGGUUCAAGAGGCAUCGGUGCUUGAUCUGCAGAAGCUGUGUUAUUUUCACACCCACUGCAGCCGUUCACCUAAAGAGAUAUGGUGAUUAACAUUUCAAACCUUAUGGGUGGAGUUUUUGUGAUGUACAAUUUUAUGGUUAUAACAAUAAUUUUCACCUCAUAUGCAAACUUUUACUGGAUGAAUGAUUGUACAAUCAUAAAGCAUAUUCUCAGCUGUUUGAAACAAUGAAGGCAACUGUUGCCGUACUAGCUUUCCAUUAAGCUUUUUUUUAAAUAAUUUUUUUUUUACAAAAAACAUCGGUUUGUUUCAUUCGUUGGUUCCUUCAGAUUUAAUCAAGAUUGAUGACCACAGACUUCAGCUGUCACAUGAGAUUGAGUAGUUUAAUCCCACAGGUAAUUGGCAUCAUAUUUGGCGGGAGUAUUGUCCAGGAAAAAAGUGACAUGAACUUGGCUCCUCUACCCCGAAAGAUGAAUUGUGUUGCUGCUGAAACGGGCAUUACGCAUACGUGUAUUUAUGCUGCAUUGCAGUGAAUCAUAGUGAGGAAGCGCGUGCGUGCGCACAUGCGUGUGUACGCACACAUGCUGGUGGGCCUGCCCUUCUACUUUUUAAACAGCAGAUGGCACUGUUCCUGAAGACAGGCUGUAAAAGCAUGACUGGAAAGACUUGUAUUACUGAAAUGGAUAGAGGCUCGCUGCCUCUGUUGAAAUUAAACGUGAAAACCAUUUACCUCCAGAUUUGUGACGUGAUAGAUUUGGAUGUGAUAGUUUUCUGAAAGUUAAUCCCUUUUGGGUCCAAUACUUCCUAUGGGAUAAAUGUCAAAUUCAGUUAUUUAAUGUACACUUGGACGUGUUCAUAUGUGCAUUGUUGAUAUUUCCGUCUACCCCAUAUGUUUACAUGUUGUUUAUAUGUCGCACAUUUUUAAAUGGGA
Messenger RNA from Lampris incognitus (smalleye Pacific opah), 2908 nucleotides. It is a transcript of the gene ferry3, whose product is annotated as chromosome 6 C12orf4 homolog. Gene Ontology annotation, biological process: regulation of mast cell degranulation. Gene Ontology annotation, cellular component: cytoplasm. The transcript is spliced from 14 exons. The coding region runs from base 72 to 1730 and encodes 552 amino acids. The record is from RefSeq and is a predicted model, not a curated record. NCBI's taxonomy places the organism in Eukaryota, Metazoa, Chordata, Actinopteri, Lampriformes, Lampridae.